Messenger RNA from Auanema sp. JU1783, 1617 nucleotides. The record is from the annotation of a GenBank genome assembly. NCBI's taxonomy places the organism in Eukaryota, Metazoa, Nematoda, Chromadorea, Rhabditida, Rhabditidae.
AUGAUGAUGCGUAUAAGCAUCUUACUCAUAUCGUUCUUCGUCCAAUACAGCUCAGCUUGCCAAACUGGCUGUGAAUGUCCCACGAAGACUGUCGCCAUUUGCUCAUCAGCACACUUUCGGACAAUUCCAAUACUUCUUGAUCCACGUAUAACCGUAUUGGAUUUAUCGAACAAUCAAAUCAGUCGACUAUCAGCUGAUGACUUGAGUGUCUAUCCAAACUUGAAACGAUUGUCUCUUCGGAAUAACUCCAUUAGCCAUCUGUCGUCUGAUGUUUUUGCUUCAUUAAAUGAUUUGGAGCAAUUGGAUUUAUCAUCGAAUCAAAUACUCUUCCUGCCCAGUCAUGUGUUCAGGAACCUUCGCAAUCUCAAGCGAUUAGAUCUAUCUUACAAUGAGAUCGAGCUCAAUCAGGACAGCCUGACAGGAUUGGCUGCUUUGAAAACGCUUCAGUUGUCAAAUAACCGUCUCUCUUAUCUGCCACCAUCAAUUUUCCGUCCUUGUGCCGUCCUAGAAGAGUUGGAUUUAUCAUAUAAUCAGCUUCAUGCAAUGCCUGCAAGUCUAAUGGCUAACUUACCAACCCUGCAAAGACUUCAUCUCCAACAUAAUCUUCUUCCAACCUUGGAGACCGGCAUGUUCAAUGCUCAAAAGGAACUUGAAUACUUGGAUUUAUCUUCGAAUAUUCUGUCGGAGAUUCAAGAUGCUGCCUUCUUUGGCAUGGAUAAUCUGACUGUUCUCAACAUGACCAAUAAUAUGCUAAGCCGAUUACCCGGAAACGCUUGGCCUUUGCCCGCUUUACGAGUUCUGGAUCUUAGCGCCAAUCUCUUCGUUGUACUGGAGACAGCAAGUUUUGAUGAUUUGCCAUCAUUGAGAUAUCUCAAUCUCUCAUAUUCCACCAAUCUUCGCACCAUUCAGAUGUCUGCUUUCGUCUGCUUGUCUGCCCUUAAUUGGCUCUCAUUAGCGCAUUCAUCCUUGGCAACAAUUUCAUCUGCCGCCUUCGCACCUUUCCCACCUCUUCGUCAUCUGGAUUUAAGUCAUAACCAGCUUGUAUCAGUUGCACCAGAGUUGAACAUUGCUCGUGUUCCAUCUCUCCUGCUCCAGAACAAUAGCUGGCACUGUGAUUGCGAUUUGAGAGCUCUCAAUCUGAACUCAGACGCUCUUUGUGCGUCCCCCGAUAACGUUAAGGGACAGCCAAUAAAAGCUUUGGGUGAAUGUAUACUUCUUCAAGGUUUCUUGGCUCCGCUGCUACUAGGCAUCACUCUCCUUAUCUUGGCUGUUAUUGUCCUGAUAUUAGCAGUUCGCCGACCAAGCACAUCAACUCGUCACAGACGCCAUCCUGGCUGUAGUUCUUCUAGUUCUACUUCAAGUUCUAGCUCAGCUUACCAACUAGGUCAUGACAGCCUCUUACCAUCAUCUGUUGUUACAUACGGCUCGAAAAAGCAUAAACAGUAUGCGUUCGACCAGUACAUACCAUCACCUUGUGAAUCAUCAAAUGACUCGGCUUAUGAAAGCCCAAUAAGCUCAUUCUUACCGCCUGCAACACCAGCCCCCACAUAUUACUCAUUGGGACCAAAUUCUGGAAAAUAUAUCUUAACCGGGCAUGUUCCUUCCACUUGCAUUUGA